AGUCGGUUUCCACCUGCUAAAGUGAAACCACCUCCAAGCGCAUCAAAGUGAAACAGUUUAACAGUUAAUAAAUAAAAUUAAAGUUAAUUUAAAUUUACGACUCAGGAGUUUUUGUUUUUACGUGAGACUAUUUUAUCUUUUUAACAGUGAAUGAAUUGUUGAACCAAUAUAUGCGUUCAGAUGUGUGAUGUAAAGAAGAGUUCUCUGCAACUUGUCAAGAAUUAGUAUAAUGAUCUCAGACUUGGAUCAGGACUAGGAGAAGUACAGGGGGGUCUCCAUCUCACCCUCCCUCUCCAGCCAGUACGAUCCAUCCCACCCUCCCUCUCCAGUUCUAGAUUCCACACUUAACUAGUCAACAUGGUCAUAGUGACAAGGGGUGAUUAUAUCUGGAUUGAGCCGGUUUCAAGGCGGGAGUUUGAUGUUGCAAUUGGUGCUAGAGUUGUAACGGCGGAAGGACGGCGGAUUCAGGUUGUUGACGACGACGGAGAAGAACAAUGGUUGACUCCGGAGAGAAGAAUCAAGGCCAUGCACCCGACCUCCGUCCAGGGGGUUGAGGACAUGAUCAGCCUCGGAGAUCUUCACGAGGCUGGCAUCCUCAGAAACCUUCUCAUCAGAUACAACGAUAAUCUCAUCUAUACUCUGACCGGGAGUAUUCUUGUAGCUGUUAACCCCUACCAGAUUCUACCCAUCUAUACCAGUGAGCAGAUCAAGCUUUACAGGGAGAAGAAAAUUGGAGAACUUCCACCGCACAUAUUUGCUAUUGGAGACAACUGCUACAGUUUAAUGAAACGGACUAGGCAGGAUCAAUGUAUUGUAAUAAGCGGAGAAUCUGGUGCGGGUAAAACAGAAUCCACUAAGCUUAUUCUACAAUAUCUAGCGGCUAUUAGCGGCAAACAUAGCUGGAUAGAACAGCAGAUUCUAGAAGCAAAUCCAAUCCUAGAAGCGUUUGGGAAUGCUAAGACUGUGAGGAAUGAUAACUCCUCGAGGUUUGGAAAAUAUAUAGAUAUAUAUUUCAACAAGCAGGGUACUAUAGAGGGAGCUAAGGUGGAUCAGUAUCUUUUAGAGAAAUCUAGGAUUGUUCAUCAAAAUCCUCAGGAGAGAAACUACCAUAUAUUCUACUGUAUGCUCUCCGGGUUAUCCAAGGAGCACAAAGAUCGUCUUCAUCUCAAGGAUGCGUCCAACUAUAAAUAUCUGACAGGGGGCGGAAGCACCGUAUGUGAGGGUAGAGACGAUGCGGCGGAGUUUGCUGAUAUUCGCUCCGCCAUGAAAGUUCUUAUGAUGACAGAUCAGGAGAUAUGGGAUAUUCUGAAGAUCCUGGCUGCUCUCCUCCACAUGGGAAACAUCAAGUACAAGGGGAAGGUUGUGGAUAAUCUAGAUGCUACAGAUAUUCCUGACCACAGUAAUGUGGAACGGGUUGCUGCUAUACUAGGAGUCCACAAAGCAUCCCUGGUUGAUGCGCUUACAUCAAAAACCAUAUUUGCUCAGGGUGAGUCCGUGGUGUCGACCCUGAACACAAACCAGUCCAAGGACAUCAGGGACGCCUUCGCCAAGGGUAUCUACGGCAGGUUGUUCGUCUACAUCGUAAAGAAGAUCAACAACGCCAUCUACAAGCCUGAUGUCAGAAAUGCGGAUAAAUGCGCAAUCGGUGUUCUUGACAUCUUUGGCUUCGAGAACUUCGAGACUAAUAGUUUUGAACAGUUUUGCAUCAAUUUUGCAAACGAAAAUUUGCAACAAUUUUUUGUUCAGCACAUUUUUAAGAUGGAACAAGAGGAGUAUAACAAUGAGGCGAUUAAUUGGCAGCAUAUAGAGUUCGUAGACAACCAGGAGGCCCUUGACCUGAUAGCAGUUCGUCCUCUUAACAUCAUGGCACUAGUGGACGAGGAGUCAAAGUUUCCAAAGGGAAGUGACCAGACAAUGUUAAACAAGCUGCACCAGAGACACGGGACCAACAGGAACUAUUUAAAACCUAAAUCUGAUAUAAACACUUCCUUUGGUUUAAACCAUUUUGCUGGAGUUGUCUUCUACGACACUAGAGCUUUCUUGGAGAAGAAUAGAGAUACUUUCAGUGCUGAUCUACUGCAGCUGAUGCAUGUAUCUAAGAAUAAGUUCCUUGAAUCCCUGUUUGCUGAGGAUAUAAAUAUGGGAUCAGAAACCAGAAAACGUGCUCCAACCUUGUCAAGUCAGUUUAAGAAGUCCUUGGAGUCUCUGAUGCAAACCCUGGGACUAUGCAAUCCCUUCUUUGUUCGUUGUAUAAAACCUAAUGAAUACAAGAAACCAAUGAUGUUUGAUCGAGAGCUGUGCUGUAGACAACUCAGAUAUUCAGGGAUGAUGGAAACCAUUAGGAUUAGGAGAGCAGGAUAUCCAAUCAGACACACGUUCCGUGAGUUUGUGGAGAGGUACAGGAACCUGAUAAACGGUUGCCCGCCAGCACACAAGGUUGACUGUCAGGCUGCAACUGCUCGGAUAUGUCAGGCUGUUCUAGGGAAAGCAGAUUACCAGCUCGGCAGAACUAAGGUGUUCCUGAAGGAUGCCCACGACCUGUACCUGGAGCAGGAAAGGGACCGAGUACUAACCAGGAAGAUCCUGGUUCUACAGCGUUGUAUCAGGGGUUGGUAUCACAGACGACGGUUCUUGAAGAUGCGAGCCUCAGCUAUCCUCAUUCAGAAGAACUUUAGAGCGUACAACGGGCGUAAGAAGUACAUGCAGAUGCGUACAGGGUACAUGAGAAUGCAGGCUCUUAUCCGUAGCAGGAUCCUUAGUCACAAGUUUAAACAUCUGAGAGGACAUAUUGUCCAACUCCAGGCUAGAUGUAGAGGAUAUCUUGUUAGAAGGAGUUAUGAGAAGACGAUGUGGGCAAUUACAAAGAUCCAGUCCCACGUCAGGAAGAUGAUUGCAGUCAGGAACUACAGAAAACUCAGGAUUGAGUAUCGAGCAAAGAAAGAAGCUCUUCGUCUUCGUGAAAUGGAACAGAAAGAACUUGAGAGAAAAUAUGGAAAGAAGAAAGCAAAGGAAGUUGCACAGCAAAAUUUCCAGGAUCGUAUGGAAAACCUGGAGAGAGAGGAAGAAGAGGAUGAGAGAAGACGAGAACAACAGAAUAAAAUGAACCAGCAGAAACUCCGAGAUGCUGAACGGCGACAAGAGCAACCGAUCGAUGAUUCGGCGGUGGUCGACGAUAUGUUUGGUUUCCUGGAGGAGCAAAAGGAUUCGAACAGUGAUGCUCCUGCUCCUAGUGCUUUCAGAGACCUGCCUGCUCCUAAGAAUAUUCAGAACGGAGAACUGAUCAUGGGAGUUCCUACAGUUCCAGAGGAUCAUGAGGAUCUGAGCGAGUUUAAGUUUGCCAAGUAUGCUGCAACCUAUUUCCAGGGUAACGUGACCCAUCAGUACUCUAGAAAACCUCUCAAGAACUCACUCCUACCUCUGCAAACACAGGGAGAUCAGUUGGCUGGAUUAGCGCUGUGGAUAACUAUUCUACGCUUUAUGGGAGAUCUUCCAGAACCAAAAUAUCAUUCUAUGGAGAAGGAUAACACGUCAGUCAUGACGAAGGUUACCGCAACCCUCGGCAGAAACUUCAUCAAGAGUAAAGAAUUCCAGGAAGCGCAAUUGAUGGGUUUGGACCCAACUAUUCAGCCGGGAACUCAAUCCUCAGCUCUAAUGAAGGAGAAACAGAGAUCAAUUAGGCAUAAAUUGGUUUCCCUGACGCUAAAGCGUAAGAGUAAAAUGGGAGAUGAGAUAAAGCGUAAACUAGAAGAUGAAGAAUAUACAGCAGACUCAUACAAUUCAUGGUUGGAUUCCAGACCUACAUCUAACCUAGAGAAACUACAUUUCAUCAUAGGACAUGGUAUACUCCGAGCAGAACUAAGAGAUGAGAUAUAUUGUCAAAUUUGUAAACAGCUGACUAAUAAUCCUUCAAAAUCUUCUCAUGCCAGAGGAUGGAUCCUUCUCUCACUUUGUGUUGGGUGCUUCGCGCCCUCAGACAAGUUUGUCAAACAUCUUAGGUCAUUUAUCCGAGAUGGUCCUCCUGGGUAUGCUCCGUACUGUGAGGAAAGGUUGAAGAGAACCUUUAAUAAUGGAACCAGGAACCAGCCUCCCAGCUGGCUGGAACUACAAGCUACUAAAUCAAAGAAACCAAUCAUGCUUCCAAUUACGUUCAUGGACGGAAAUACAAAGACGCUGUUGGCUGAUUCAGCAACAACAGCCCGUGAGCUGUGUAACCAGCUGUCAGAUAAGAUUGGGCUCAAGGAUCAGUUUGGAUUCUCCCUCUACAUUGCACUAUUUGAUAAGGUAUCUAGCCUGGGUAGUGGAGGGGAUCACGUGAUGGAUGCAAUAUCUCAGUGUGAACAGUACGCCAAGGAACAGGGGGCGCAGGAGAGAAAUGCCCCCUGGAGACUUUUCUUCAGGAAGGAGAUAUUCGCCCCCUGGCAUGAUCCUACAGAGGACUCUGUAGCUACAAACCUCAUCUAUCAACAGAAUGUGAGAGGAGUUAAAUUCGGAGAAUACAGGUGUGAGAAGGAAGAAGAUUUAGCAAUGAUAGCUGCUCAGCAAUACUUUAUAGAAUACGGGACAGAUCUCAACCAAGAAAGGUUGCUUGCUCAGCUCCCCAACUAUAUACCUGACUACUGCUUAACUGGAGAUAAGCCACCAGAACACUGGAAUUCACUCAUCGUCAAUGCAUUUAAAAAGAGCUACUACGUGAAGGAGAGGGUAGGAUCCCUGAAAGCUAAGGAGGAUGUUGUCAGCUAUGCUAAAUAUAAGUGGCCCCUUUUAUUCUCAAGGUUCUACGAGGCUUUCAGAUAUUCAGGUCCAAACCUACCGAAGAAUGAUGUGAUAAUAGCUGUGAACUGGACAGGUGUUUAUGUAGUUGAUGAUCAGGAACAAGUUCUUCUAGAACUUUCUUUCCCAGAGAUAACUACAGUUUCAUCACAGAAGAGCAGUAAAGCAUUUUCCCAGACCUUUACUCUUGUCACAGUGAGAGGAGAAGAGUUUACUUUCCAGUCUCCGAAUUCAGAGGAUAUCAGGGACCUUGUUGUUUACUUCCUGGAAGGAUUAAAGAAAAGAUCCAAGUUUGUUAUUGCUCUUCAGGAUUACAAAGCUCCAGGUGAAGGUUCUUCGUUCCUCAGUUUCCUGAAGGGAGAUCUCCUUAUCCUGGAGGAGGGUAGCACUGGAGAGACGGUUCAGAACUCCGGGUGGUGUGUUGGUACUGUAGAGAGGACGGAUGAGAAGGGAGAUUUUCCAGCAGAGACUGUUUAUGUUCUACCAUGUCUAACCAAACCUCCAGCAGAUAUUCUGGCUUUGUUCUCAAUGGAUAUUAGUGAACAGAAUAAGAGAGUGUUCACUGGGCAAACACCAGGGGUAGAAUCUGGGGAACAGCCUCAUACUUUAGUUUAUCAGGGAUUACUAGGUGCAGAUGAAUUGUCCCAGGAAGCUUGUCUCUGUUACCAUGCAAUCCUCAAGUAUAUGGGAGAUUUACCCUCCAGGAGAACCAGAACUGGGAAUGAAUUGACUGAUCAAAUAUUUGAAGGUCCCCUCAAACAUGAAAUACUACGGGAUGAAGUGUACUGUCAAAUAAUGAAACAGCUGACUGAGAAUAGAAACCGGUUAUCUGAGGAGAGAGGCUGGGAACUAAUGUGGUUGGCUACGGGAUUAUUUGCUUGCUCUCAGAACCUAAUGAAGGAUUUAAACCAGUUUCAAAGAACAAGACGACAUCCAAUAGCACUGGAUUCUAUUCUAAGAUUACAGAAGACGAUUAGACAUGGACAAAGGAAAUAUCCUCCUCAUCAAGUUGAAGUGGAAGCAAUUCAGCAUAAAACAACUCAAAUAUUUCACAAAGUAUACUUUCCAGAUGAUACGGAUGAGGCCUUCGAGGUUGACUCCUCUACUCGCGCGAAGGAUUUCUGCUCGAACAUUGCACAAAGAUUGAACCUUCGAUCUGCUGAAGGAUUUAGUUUGUUCGUGAAGAUCGCAGACAAGGUAAUCUCUGUCCCGGAGGGAGAUUUCUUCUUCGACUUCGUUCGACAUCUCACAGACUGGAUCAAGAAGGCUCGUCCGACCAGAGAUGGAACAAGUCCCCAGUUCACCUACCAGGUGUUCUUCAUGAAGAAGCUGUGGACGAACACUAUACCCGGCAAGGAUAGAAAUGCGGACACGAUUUUCCAUUUCCAUCAGGAGCUUCCUAAACUGCUCCGCGGGUAUCAUCAGUGCACUAAAGAGGAAGCAUCCCUGCUAGCUGCUCUCAUCUACAGAGUAAAGUUUGGAGAGAGUAAACAGGAGCUGUCUGCUCUGCCCCAUAUGCUCCGAGAGCUGCUUCCUAUAGAUAUUCUCAAGAGCAUGUCAACCCAGGACUGGAAAAGAGAGAUUGUAAAAGCGUACAACCAGGAUUCAGGAAUGUCACCCGAAGACGCAAAAAUUGCGUUUUUGAAGGUUAUCUACCGUUGGCCAACCUUUGGUUCAGCUUUCUUUGAAGUAAAACAAACCACAGAUCCAAACUAUCCUGAUCUUCUGCUCAUAGCAAUCAAUAAACAAGGAGUCAGUCUUAUUCAUCCACAAUCAAAGGAUGUUCUGGUCACACAUCCGUUUACCCGUAUCUCCAACUGGUCAAGUGGGAACACAUAUUUCCACAUGACAAUUGGUAACUUGGUUCGAGGAAGUAAACUGCUCUGCGAGACCAGUCUCGGGUAUAAAAUGGACGACCUCCUCACCUCGUACAUCAGCCUCAUGCUCACUAACAUGAACAAGCAGAAGAGCAUCAGAGUCAAGUAGAGAUCACACUCAACUUAUGUACAUUUGAAUAAGUCCUAGUUCGUACGGCCCCGCCCGGUACACCAACUACAGUAGGCAGGUCCAGCUGGUGCAACUAGAUUGACGCGGUCUGACUUAAGGCUGCAUCUGGCUAAAUUUGAAGUAACUAAAGCAGCGUUUUUGCAUGACCCUGUUGAUACUUUUUGCAUCCGUGCUGAGUUGUACUGAAUUUUAUAUGAAGGGCCUUACGCUACUGCUCUGAAUUGUUAUGAACUGUACAGUUCUGCACUGAAUUGUUUUGUACUAUUCAGUGCUGAACUGUAUUGUUUUUUAUUAUACAGUACUGAACUGUACUGCUAUGUACAAUACGGUACUGCACUGUACUUUUAUUUACUAUUCAGUAAUCAAUAGGACUUUUACUGCUAUGUACAAUACGGUACUGCACUGUACUUUUAUUUACUAUUCAGUACUCAAUAGGACUUUAUGUACGGUAUAGUUCUGCACUUUUAAAGGUAUGCACUGCAACCGGUCUGCAAUGUACUGAUAAUAACUGUAAAGAACUGUACUGUUUUAUACCUACUGUACAGUACUGGAAAGAAAUAAUGCCUCCCAAGGGACUAACGUAAAUAUUACCAAUCAAAAGCUUGAUUUUUUACCAUUUAUACAUUUUAGAAUGUAAAUAUGAGCUGUGUUUAAAGCACACAUACAUAAGUAGAUUUUUGAAAAAAUUUACAAUUAUGGAAACUAACUUAAUUUCAAUAUAAUAUUUGUUACGCAUG
This is a messenger RNA of Eurytemora carolleeae, 7514 nucleotides long. RefSeq names its product myosin-VIIa (gene ck). Gene Ontology annotation, molecular function: ATP binding; protein binding; cytoskeletal motor activity. The record is from RefSeq and is a predicted model, not a curated record. Lineage: Eukaryota; Metazoa; Arthropoda; Copepoda; Calanoida; Temoridae. Gene Ontology annotation, cellular component: cytoskeleton; myosin complex. The transcript has 50 exons. Bases 358 to 6756 code for a protein of 2132 amino acids.